AUGGGAGGCCCGGCAAGAUUCAGGCGUGAAGAUAACUCCGGCAUGUCCAUCGUGGAGAGAGUGUUCGGUCGGGAGGUUGAGCCAGCGCGCGAGCAAAUGGCGACCAGGAAGCUGACUGAAGGGGAAAGGGAGAUGUAUGGAUACAGAAUAGCCGGCAUGAUCGAUUUCUUCAGUUCAGAACAGAGCUUUCAUAGCGCUCUCACCUCGGACAUGCAGCAUCUCAAGCUCCCAAUGCCUCUCCAGAGCCUUGAAGCUUUCCUUCUCGACCUGACCAGCAAGGAGGGAGGGAGAGAAGAACAAGGGGCGGAAGAGGAUGCGCUCUUGGCAGAGCAGCGGAGGAGGAGUGACUGGGUCUGUGGAGGAUACGCCCAGCAAGCCCUGCUUCUCACCAUCCACCUUGAAGGGCUACAAGACUGCCCUCAAGCACUUGCACUCGAGCCAUGGCACCCCGUGAGCCGCCAUGCGCAGCUUCUUCCCGACGAUGAGCCGCCAUGGACCGUGUACACGCUGGACCUGGAGGGAACCGUGUCGGUGCAGGCGUACCUCACUCUGGACAGGCUGCUGCGGAACCUUGGGCCAGGGAACGGGAGCAACGGGACCGAUGCCAGCUGGGUCUUCGGGUGGACUUGCAGCACGAUGCUAUGGAAUCUCCUGUACAUGAAAGAGAGUCUUGACGACUUGAUGCUGAAGGACUUCGACUGGGAUAACGACUCCAUGAGGACCGUUCCGAGUCUAGCUACGGCACGGCGAACCAUCCAACAGGGAUCCGAGGGGUACCAGGCGUGUGGAAGGCUGCUCGCAGGGAACCCUUUCAGAUCUACUGAUUUCAGCCUCCUUCCCCCUCACCUGACGCAGCAGUGCCUGCGCAAGGAGUGGUGGUGGAAAGCUCGGAGCGGCAUAGGAGCUGCUAUAGAGUCCGUACUGCUAGCUGCUCUUGCCUUGUCAAGCUUGGCGGAAGACGACGAGGAUAGGUGUGAGGCCAUUGCGGGCCCGAGCGACGGAGAGGUCUUUGAGGAUGGUAGCCCAGAGAUCUUCUUCGCUGUCGGCGAGUGCUUCCGAGUGCCUGAGACGUACAACCAGGAGGUCAAGAUCACGAUUGAGCUCAGACCCAGCACGAGGGUGUACAACUUCAAUGUGCUCGCUCCCGACCUCCAGCGGGGCCAGGACCUGAGACUCCCUGUCGCCCUCCCAGACGCGAGCUACGAAGGAUUCGUCCGCAUCGCUCCUCCGUACAACCUUGCCCUGAGCCUGCGCUUCACGGUCGUGUCGAGCUCAAGGAAGCAGCUCAAGGUCGUGUUUCCUGUCCCCGGCUUCGCCUUCGGGUCGCUCUCAACCCCCUGGGUCCAGGUCCUCGUCACCGAUGACGCGCUGGCGUCGAAGGGGGUAAGGGAAGUGAACUAUUUCCUGCAGCUCUCAGUGAACGGCCGGCCGCCCAUGUCCAUCCCGAGCCCCAACGGCCGGCGGAUCGAGCUCGGGUCGGGCACGAGCAUCGGCGAGAACAGGAUCGAGCUUGAGGUCCUUGACAUCCUCAGGCGACCCCUCGGCCUCUCCACCUCCUUCACUCUCAACAUCUCCAGCAGCCCCGAAGACUCGUUCGCGUCUCCCCCCGGGUCCUUCAGCAGCGAGGAGCUGCACUGCGGCGGCGCCAGCGGCAGCUGCCGCUCCCCGGAGGACUGCUCGGGGCACGGGGAGUGCGGACGGGGAGGAUACUGCGAGUGUGGCGGGGACUGGGCGGGGUACAGGUGCGAGCACAACAUGCUGUUCUCCCCCAGCUUCCUCCCCGAGAGCGACCCCCUGCUGUCUGAGAGCAGAUGCCAUGGAGCAAGCAGCAGGCUCAAAGCCGUGGCUGACCUCCUGCAAAGCAUGGGGAAUGUUAUGAACCCUGGGGAGUGCCAGAACUUCGCGCUACUCCUCGCGCUGAACAAAUCAGCUGGAGCCAACGAGAGAGCUGAGGGUGCGACGAGUAAGAUGCAGGAGGGGCAGCAGCAGCAGCAGCAGCAGGGGGAGGAGGAAGCGGAGGAGGAGAAGGAGGAGGCUGCCCUGUCGCAUCUUCAUCCUGCUACCAGGAGGAGACUUAGGACGGUAGCAUCUGAUCUCCUCGACCUCCCGAUGUCUCGUCGCUCCUUCAACGGUAGCGAGCAGGAGGAGCUCGAGAAACUGAACGACUGGGACCUGGAGGGUCAAGUGCCGCAGGUUCUCCGUCCCCCAAAGAGCAUCGGGAAGACGGUUGGGGUCCUGUGGUGGAAUUCUUUCCUCACAGAGCAGAUCCUGAGGCCCAGCCGUUUCCUGGACGCCCACCUCCGCCAUGCACGAAACGCGGUCAACUUCCAGCACCCUAUCCUCGGCAUCCACGUGCGACACGGGGACGCCUGCAGUGACUGGAGUCGUCCGAGGGCAUGUAGAGGACUGUCGGAGUACGUGGAGGCGGCGGAGGAGAUGAGGAGGAGGUACGGCGUUACAAGGAUAUUCCUCGCCACAGACUCGGAGGAUGUGAAGCGAGAGUUCGAGCGCCUGCCCAACUUCUCCGUGACGAGCUUGCCCGGCCUUGACCGCCAGACGUUUCACUCGGACCUUUACAUCGAGUUUCGUGUCCAGAUGAAGAUCGUGGACAGGAAGACGGUCACCCACUCGUCCUUCCUUGACCUCUUCCUGCUGGCCCAGUGCGACUACUUCGUUGGGACCCUCAGCAGCGCCUUCAGCUCUGUCGUCCUGGAGCUGAGCAUAGCACGUGAGGGAGAGGUGGAGGGAGGGGGAACGAGGACGAUGCCACGGGGGCUAUGUACCAUGAUGUUAUGCACGAUGGUGGUGGUGGUGGUGGUGGUGGUGGUGGUGGUGGUGGUUGUGGUGAUGAUGAGAAAGGAUACUACCCUCCCUUCAUCUCCCUCGACAUUCCUUGGAGGCCUUUCCGUCCCUUCGAGCCUCAUCCUUACCUGA
This is a messenger RNA of Guillardia theta CCMP2712, 2934 nucleotides long. RefSeq lists its product as hypothetical. NCBI's taxonomy places the organism in Eukaryota, Cryptophyceae, Pyrenomonadales, Geminigeraceae. Gene Ontology annotation, biological process: protein N-linked glycosylation. The record is from RefSeq and is a predicted model, not a curated record. The transcript is spliced from 15 exons. Gene Ontology annotation, molecular function: alpha-(1->6)-fucosyltransferase activity. Bases 1 to 2934 code for a protein of 977 amino acids.